Acipenser ruthenus (sterlet) is the source of this 2829-nucleotide messenger RNA. RefSeq names its product EMILIN-1-A-like. Lineage: Eukaryota; Metazoa; Chordata; Actinopteri; Acipenseriformes; Acipenseridae. Gene Ontology annotation, molecular function: protein binding. The record is from RefSeq and is a predicted model, not a curated record. The transcript has 7 exons. The annotation marks the transcript as partial.
AUUCCCACCACUAGGGGCAGCUGUUUACAUGGAAACUCAGUAAGGUACCGAACAUAUAUGAGACCUAGGUACAAAGUAGCUUACAAGAUGGUUACGGAGAUGGAGUGGAAGUGUUGUCAUGGCUACUCAGGAGAUGACUGCGCUGAAGGACCCACAGAAGGCCAGUCACAAGGGACCCAAAUCUCCACAGUUAGGCCCCGACCCAAACCAAUACGUCCAGGACAGACGGGCUCCAACUCUGGGAAUGUACAGAUGGAAGGAGAAGGAAGGCAUGACUCCGACAAGGUGAAACACUUAGAAGGCAAUGUCCAGAGUCUGACCAAAGAACUUCAUGAUCUCCAGUCCACCCUGCGAGGGAUGAAUGAAAAGUUUCAUGAGGAGAUCCGCAAGACCCUAGUGACAGCCCUCAAUGGCAAGCAGCCAGCUGACGCUGCACACCCAGAGAUGAAGGAAACCCUCAGUGACAUUCAGAAAAUGAUACAGCAUCUUGACAACCGUAUCCAGGUCCAUGAUAAAGAGCUGAACUACCUGAACAACAAAUCUCAUGGUGAAGGGGGUGAAAACUUCAUUGAACAUUCAGACACUAAAAUGAACCAAAAACUCACCGACCUGAAGGAAGAAAUUGUGAGAGACUUGGAAAAAAGGCUCCAGCAGUAUUGCUCUGGCUGCCAAUUGCAAGUGGAGGACUUGAGGAAGCAGCAGGAGGAAGACAGAGACAGGAUCCGGGGGCUAGAGAAACUCAUUAACUCUGUGGACCAGCGGAACAAGCAGGUGAUGGAGAUUGUGCAGAAACAUGUGUCAAGUUCAUCCAACCAGCCUUCAAGGGACUGCUGUGCCCAAGUGGACCAAAUUGAACAUAAAGUCAGUGACAUUGAGAGGAAGCUAUAUUCUGUCUCUGAGGCUUACAAUGUUUUGAAUGGGCGGCUAGACAAUGAGUUGGCCGAGAUUGAGAAGGAGGACAUUUUGAAUAGAGAAGAGAAAACAAGUGCCCUUCUGGAAGACUUGGAAAGUCGUCUAAACAUCACAGAGAGGAAUACAGAAGAGCAUUGUCUCUUUGUCCAAACCGAGCUAAAGGGUUAUUUCCAUAAGGAGAUAAAUGACUUGAGAAAUGAGUUUAAUGAUAGGUUUGAUGAAAAUGGAGCCAAAAUAUCUAACAUAGUUCAAAAUGUGAACAGCUUAAAGGACAGAAUUGUUGACCAUGGCAAAGGCCUUGACAAAGUCUUCAUCCUUACAUCUGACAUGGAGAAUCAAUUGACUUCAGCAGUUAACAGUUGUGCUAAAAUCUGUGUCAGCAGUGGUCCUCCACAUCCAGAAGUUGAUGACUCUAAAAUGUCAGAUGUAGUGAAUAAAUUGGAGUGGAAGGUCAUUGUAAAUGAAGAAGAGAUUAAAAACUUUGGAAACAAGAUAAAGAACCUCUCAAUCUCUGGCGAUUUACUGAAGAACACAGUGGUAGAUAUUGGCCAUGAUGUACAGAAACUGAAGACCUUGAUAGGACACAAUGGUGAACAUUUCAAUAGGAUUGUUACUAACAUAGAGAACCUUGAGAAAGAACUAGAUUACAAUACCUUAACAAGUCUUACCAUUUACAGCUCUGUGAAAAACCAACUAGUUUCUCUGCGGAAUGAGACAGAAGACUACUUAGAUAAGCUGGCUAUGGAUCUGAAUAACAUACGUACCAGAGUGGAUUCUGGGGACACAACUUGUGCCCAAAUAUGCUCAAACCUACAGGAAGAAGUCGGGAAACUAAAGGAAGAAGUAGAAAAAUGCAGCGGACAAUGUAAGGUAGUCUUGAAGAGGCCAGAGGGAGGCCAGGUAGGAGGGGAUGAUCUAAACCAGCAGAAACCUUUAGAUGGACACAGUGUUAUCGGCGGGACAUCCAGCGUCAACUUGAAGUCUAUUCAAGGAGAGCUUUCAGAGGUCAUUCUGACAUUCAACUCCAUUAAUGACACACUCAAGGGCCUUGAACAUACAGUGCAGAAGCACAUUAGUGUUAUCCAUGACCUGGGCACCACUAAGGACAAAAUCAUCUCUGAAAUCAACAAAAUCCAGCAGGAGGUGAAUGAGCACAUUGAGGACAGCAAAGGCAGGUUCGACCAUGUCAGUAGGGAGAUCCAUCGGUUUGGUAACAACUUCAUGGUAGAAAUGGGUGAGUGUAAACACUCAUCUGAUGGACUGGAAAAGAGGAUUUCCAAGAUGGAGAACCUUUGCGGAAAGUUUGACACAGUAUCAGGCAGCUUGGAAAGAAUUAAGGAUGGCCUGAACAAGCAUGUGUCCAGCCUCUGGAACUGUGUGCAUAGGUUGAAUAGCACAGUGAUUACCCACAGUGGCUACUUGGACACCAUUCAGAACACACAGCUGGAUGGAAUUAAUCAACGACUAAACUUCUUGAACUCCUCUAUGCUCACCUUAUUCAAGGAGUUCCAGGACUUUACCCUUCAGGACGUUAUGGGACUUCCAGGUCCAUUAGGCCCCCAGGGAGAGAGAGGUUUCCAAGGACCCCCUGGACCACAAGGGCCCCCAGGCAGGGAUGGAGCCACAGGCAGACCAGGAGAACAAGGACCAAUGGGACCCCCAGGUAUCAGAGGCGAACAAGGUCUUCCUGGUUUAGAUGCAUCGCUACCAAAGGUUUCAUUUUCAGCAGCUCUGACAUACCCACAGGUGGAUGCUGGAACAAUCCUUUUCGAUAAGGUCUUGGUGAACGACGUCCACUUCUACGAUCCUUCUACUGCCAGCAGCCACAUAGAGAACUUUCAUAGUUUACCUGGAAACCGUUUGGAGCCUCGCAUAAGAAGCAGAGCAUAUGUAUUUGUUUUAAUAUUCUAAACUGUA